CUCUUCUUCACCUCCUCCAAGUCACAGUGACCAAAAUCACACACUAUGGAUCCAAAUGAAUCACCAAUCCAAUUUCGCCACAUGGUGGCCAUGCCUUAUCCAGGUCGAGGCCACAUCAACCCAAUGAUGAACCUCUGCAAACGCCUCGUCCAUCGAUACCCUAACCUUCACGUCACCUUCGUAGUCACAGAAGAAUGGCUCGGGUUUAUCGGAUCCGACCCGAAACCCGACCGGAUCCAUUUCGCAACUCUCCCUAAUCUCAUCCCCUCCGAGCUCGUCCGUGCUAAGGACUUCAUAGGCUUCAUUGAUGCGGUCUACACAAGAUUAGAGGAACCCUUCGAGAAGCUUCUUGACGGCCUAACUUCGCCGCCUCCGAGUGCGAUCAUAGCCGACACUUACGUCAUUUGGGCAGUACGUGUCGGCAGAAGAAGGAAUAUUCCGGUGGUUUCUCUCUGGACUAUGUCAGCCACAAUUCUCUCUUUCUUCCUUCACGCUGAUCUACUCAUAAGUCAUGGCCAUGCUCUGUUCGAACAAUCAGAAUCUAAAGAAGAAGAGGUUGUUGAUUACGUACCCGGUUUACCUCCGACUAAACUCCGAGAUUUGCCUCCUAUAUUCGACGGUUACAGCCAUCGACUCUUCAAGAAAGCCAAGUUGUGUUUCGAUGAGCUCCUGGGAGCUAAGUGUCUUGUCUUCACCACCGCCUAUGAGCUUGAACACAAAGCUAUUGAUGCUUUUACCUCCAAGCUCGAUAUCCCGGUCUACGCUACCGGUCCUUUAAUACCCUUUGAAGAACUUUCUGUCCGAAAUGAUAACAAGGAACCUGAUUACAUCCGGUGGCUUGACGAGCAACCGGAAAGCUCUGUACUUUACAUAUCUCAGGGGAGUUUUCUUUCGGUCUCAGAAGUUCAGAUGGAGGAAAUAAUUGUAGGAGUGAGAGAGAGUGGAGUUAGGUUUCUAUGGGUGGCUCGUGGGGGAGAGUUAAAGCUUAAGGAGGCUCUUGAAGGUAGCUCGGGUGUUGUGGUGAGCUGGUGUGAUCAGCUGCGUGUAUUGUGCCACGCAGCUGUAGGCGGGUUUUGGACACAUUGCGGGUUUAACUCAACGUUGGAAGGGAUAUAUUCGGGAGUACCAAUGCUCGCGUUUCCGUUGUUUUGGGAUCAGAUUUUGAAUGCUAAGAUGAUUGUUGAGGAUUGGAGAGUCGGAAUGAGGAUAGAGAGGACGAAAAACACGGAGUUGUUGAUAGGGAGAGAGGAGAUUAAGGAAGUAGUGAAAAGGUUUAUGGAUAGAGAGAGUGAAGAAGGGAAAGAGAUGAGAAGAAGGGCUUGUGACCUCAGUGAAAUCAGUCGAGGAGCUGUUGCGAAAAGCGAAGCACCCGUUGCACAUCUUAUGAAUCCCAUCAAACCUGAGCCACUCGGAGUUCGCCACGUGGUGGCCAUGCCUUGGCCAGGAAGAGGUCACAUCAACCCAAUGUUGAACCUCUGCAAACGCCUCGUCCGGCGAGACCCAAACCUCAUCGUCACAUUCGUCGUCACCGAAGAAUGGCUCGGGUUCAUCGGGUCCGACCCGAAACCUAACCGGAUCCACUUCGCAACUCUCCCCAACCUCAUCCCUUCCGAGCUUGUCCGGGCCAACGACUUCAUCGGCUUCGUCGACGCCGUCCUCACCAGAUUAGAGCAGCCGUUCGAGCAGCUUCUUGACCGUCUAAACUCUCCGCUUCCCACCGUAAUCAUCGCCGACACUUACAUCAUUUGGGCAGUGCGGGUCGGAACAAAAAGGAAUAUUCCGGUGGCUUCUUUCUGGACUACGUCGGCCACGAUUCUCUCCCUCUUCAUUCAUACCGAUCUUCUCGCAAGUCACGGCCAUUUUCCGAUCGAACCAUCAGAAUCAAAACUAGACGAGAUUGUUGAUUACAUCCCCGGUUUAUCUCCGACAAGACUCCGUGAUUUGCAGAUCUUUCACGGCUAUAGUCUCCAAGUCUUCAAUAUAUUCAAAACCUCUUUCGGUGAGCUUUCCAAAGCUAAGUAUCUUCUCUUCUCUUCUGCUUAUGAGAUUGAACCAAAAGCCAUUGACUUUUUCACUUCCAAGUUUGACUUCCCGGUUUAUUCCACCGGUCCGUUAAUACCCUUUGAAGAACUAUCCGUUGGAAAUGAGAACAGAGAACUCGAUUACAUUCGGUGGCUUGAUGAGCAACCGGAAAGCUCUGUUCUUUACAUAUCUCAGGGGAGUUUUCUUUCGGUCUCUGAUGCUCAGAUGGAGGAGAUAGUGGUAGGAGUGAGAGAGAGUGGAGUCCGGUUUCUUUGGGUGGCUCGUGGGGGUGAGUUGAAGCUUAAGGAGGCUCUUGAAGGUAGUUUGGGUGUUGUUGUGAGCUGGUGUGAUCAGCUUCGUGUGCUGUGUCACGCGGCUGUAGGCGGGUUUUGGACACAUUGCGGGUUUAACUCGACUUUGGAAGGGAUAUAUUCGGGUGUACCGAUGCUUACAUUUCCCCUUUUUCGGGAUCAGUUUCUGAAUGCUAAGAUGAUUGUCGAGGAGUGGAGAGUUGGAAUGAGGAUCGAGAGCAAGAAGCAGACAGAGUUGUUGAUAGUGAGUAAUGAGAUCAAGGGAUUGGUAAAAAAGUUUAUGGAUGGAGAGAGUGAAGAAGGGAAAGAGAUGAGAAGAAGAACUUGUGAUCUUAGUGAGAUAUGUCGAGGAGCGGUUGCGGAAACCGGUUCUUCUGAUGCUAACAUCGACGCUUUCCUUAAAGAUAUUACCAAGAUCGUCUGAGUUCUAUUGUUGUUAAUGAUCAAAGUCUAUUAGUAUUUGUAUAAGUUUGUUAAAGAUUCAAAUUCUGUAGAGAUUUGAGAUUGUUUGUAAAACUCUUAUUUAUAAGUUCAUUUGUUCUACUCUUUGGUAGAGCUUAAUUUCGUUUGUGCCUAAUUUUUGUUUGACUUUAGAAAAUGAAUCGUGAGGAGACAAAUAUAGAAAAUAAUGUAUAAAAUGAAUUGAUUUUUCUGUU
Arabidopsis arenosa is the source of this 2989-nucleotide messenger RNA. The record is from the annotation of a GenBank genome assembly. NCBI's taxonomy places the organism in Eukaryota, Viridiplantae, Streptophyta, Magnoliopsida, Brassicales, Brassicaceae.